Messenger RNA from Hevea brasiliensis (rubber tree), 2381 nucleotides. Its product is annotated as protein IQ-DOMAIN 33. Lineage: Eukaryota; Viridiplantae; Streptophyta; Magnoliopsida; Malpighiales; Euphorbiaceae. The transcript has 4 exons. Bases 1004 to 2146 code for a protein of 380 amino acids. Gene Ontology annotation, molecular function: protein binding. The record is from RefSeq and is a predicted model, not a curated record.
AAACAGCAGCAAGUCAUGAUCAAUCUUUUUCCCAUAUUACAAGCAAAAGUGCAAGUUACUUGAAUCUAAAACAAAAGCCCACAAGCACAAGGCAUUUGUUCUCACUGUACCGCAACAAUACAUGAGAAACUCUUUGGUCUGAAAGCUAAUCAGAAGCUCAAAGACAGAAAUAUGGUUGAACCUGAUAAAGCACACAAAGAAACGAUCAAAACCAAACAGUCCCUCGCUAUAAGAUGCUUUAGUAGCAUGUUAUUCACAAGUCUCCAAAAUCAUUGACAUGUUUUUCAAGUCAAUAGAAUAAGAGAAGGGCCACUUGAGGGCAGGAGCAGAAACCCAAAAAAAGGAGUGGAAUACAGACAUAGCCCCAGCAGCAAGCAAAGCAAACUUUAUUUUGGCCAAUCUGCUACGACCCAUGUGCAAAAAGUGGAUGUAAAAGCAAAUAAAAUUGUGCACUGCUCAAAAACCAUCAAUCCUUUCUAUCUAAUCUUUUACUUUUCAGUCUCUAUUAUUACUAGUACAACUAAUUAUUUUUUGUGAUUUAGUGCCCAAAUUCCAGCUCCAAUGCUCUGUAAACCUUGCUGAUUAUCCACUUCAUUACAGCUAACAUAUGCAUUAUUAUAAGAUCAAUAUCUUGUAACAUAUUCCAGACCAGACCACACCAGUCAGCCCUUUUAUUAUUGUACUGAAGAUGACCUAGUGAAAUAUGUCACUUGCAGGUUUCAAUCUUUUCUUCAAUAUCAGUAGUAAUUAAAGGGAUAUCAGUACCUUUGCAUGGUUUCAAUAUAAACUGCAGACAGCCUAUUUUGAGUGCAUGUUGGCUUGGGAUUACUAGGUGGAAAAUGGGUAUCACUGGAGAGUUGGUUAAGAGUGUCUUCUCUAGAAACCGCUCUGUUGGAACUCAUGAAAGCAAUAAUAGUGUAAGUCACAAUCUUUAUCUCUACUUAUGAUUUUAAUUGUAGCUGUAAGGGUAUCUUUUUCCAACUCUCAAGUUCAUUGACGGUGCAUGGAUCACUUCAGGGUAGAAGCAGUACAGGUGACAAGAGAAGGUGGAGUGUUGUUAGAUCAUACCUCUGCGGUGAUGAGUUUAAUUCAGUUAUUGCAAAGGAAGAUUCAGCUUCAAUCAAGAGCUCAGAGGCCACAGUUACACAGCCUGUGCAAGAGGAAAUUCCCAAAGAAGAUACUGUCAAGGAAAAGCAUAAUUCAACUUCCAACUUAUUCCAGCAAGAAGAUGCGGCAAUCAUCAUCCAGUCAGCAUUCAGAAACUAUCUGGUUAGCUCAUAUUGGCAGAAACACCUUCCCUCUGCAAUUAGAUAUCUUGAAGGAAAAUGACUUUCUGAUCCUAAUAAACAUCUGUGUGCUUGAAUUACAGGCUAGUCGUCUGAGCGAAGAAAUUAAAUCAAACAAUGGUAAGGAGCCUGUUAUUGAAAUGGAAAGUCCAAGUAGAGCUUCUGUAGGCACAUCAAUCGAAGUUCAGACUGGAAAUUCCGUGGAAUUUCUGUCAGUUAAACUGGAAAAUGCGGCUGGUCAUCACCGGAUGCCAAAGAAAGCCAGAACUCAGGUUUUGAAGAUAAAGGAAGACUGGGAUGAUAGCACAGUGAGCAGCAAUAUAACCAAAAUGAGGAUUCAGAACAGGAUGGAAGCAACAAACAGACGCGAGAGGGCACUGGCUUAUGCUUUUGCACAACAGCUAAGAAUCUGUUCAAAGAGAAAACAGACGAGAUCUGAUGAUACAGAACCCAAUAUGGGUUGGAGCUGGCUAGAAAGGUGGAUGGCAACCCGACUUUCAGAAUGCUCAGUCGAAAGUCGGACAAGUAAGCCAUACGAGCCACAAAGCUGCAGUCACAGAGUGCCAGCUAGAAAGAGAUUUUUUGAUGUAGCAGAAGAAAUGGAGAGCUGUGGAUCUAAUGAGGUUUCUCUACAAUUUGAUAGCUUAUCAAUGACUUCAGCAAAUCACAAUGAUGGCUUAACAACUACCAGGAAUAGGCUCAAGUCUACAAGAACCAUAUCAAGGCGGAAAACAGCACCAAGCAACCAAUGCCUGAAAGUGCAUAGCAAGAUUAUCAAGAAAGAAUGCCAAAAGGAGAGUGAGCGAAAUAAAGAGAACAGCAACAAGAAGGAAAUCAAUUGCAAAGAUGCCUCUUCUUAGCAACUGCUUUAGGCUUUUAGCUUCUUGUAUAAUUUCUCGAGUGACUUCAUCAGCCAAGGAACUUUGUCCUACUACUUGCUGUCCAUUUCACUUGUGUGUGACUUCAAACUUCGCCUUGUAAUGGAGCUUCUUAAGAGUUAUUAUGUCAAAUUGAUAAACAUUCUAGAAUCAUAAAAUGGCAUUCAAAUGCAAUUCACUUGACCUGAGAAAUGAAAAAAUAAUAUUUGACAUGACA